Molecule: messenger RNA, 2514 nt
Organism: Haliotis rubra (blacklip abalone)
Lineage: Eukaryota; Metazoa; Mollusca; Gastropoda; Lepetellida; Haliotidae
Product: radial spoke head protein 4 homolog A-like
Biological process (GO): axoneme assembly; cilium movement involved in cell motility; cilium assembly
Cellular component (GO): axoneme; radial spoke
Source: RefSeq, a predicted model, not a curated record
CAAUGUUUGACUGUUUACCGUAGCAACUUCGCAUUUGAUCAACUUGAGCUGGCGUUUGGUUUGGUUCGGCGCAAGGUUUUUAGCAACGAGCACAGUAUCCCUGACAACAACAGGGUAGUCAGCACAUAACCCCGAGGAAAGGUUAGUUUCCUCGCAAGAAGGCACAAUGUCCUCCACACCGAAAGAUUCGAAGCCACAGACUCCGGUCAACAUGGAGUUGAAUUUGAACCCGAAGGAACAAGAAUUUCUCAAAGCAAAAUCUUAUUUACUCACGGCGAGCACAGACACAGGAGUAAAUGUGUAUGAUCACUUGUCAAGGGUGUUGACAAAGGUUCUUGAUGAAAGGCCGGACAAUGUAGCAGAUGUGUUUGAAGAUAUUAGCAAAGAUGUCAAAAGAUCAAAAUUCACAUCAGAUGCUGAUACAGUCCUUGACAAAGUAGACAGAUCAACAGAGGUGGCACUUGCACAAGUUCAGAGGAGACUCUUCACAAAAGGUGAUGGUGAUGAUGAAGACAACCAGCAAGAUGAAGAGGUGGAGACUCCCCUCCCCAACCUCAUGGAGCUGUGCUUCUACUUCGAGCAGGCUGGGAUUGGACUCAACAGGGAAGAGAUGAUCCGCAUCUGGCUGGCUCUCAAGAAUCUGGUGGACAACCAUCCUCUCCAGCAUGUCAGAUUCUGGGGCAAGAUCUUUGGUCGUGAACAAAACUACUAUGUUGCUGAGGUUGAGUACAGGGAAGGAGAUGAGGAAGAAGAGGAGGAGGAAGAAGAGGAGCAGAAUGAGGAAGAUGCUACAGAGAAGGACGAUGCUGAUGAGGGAGAGGAAGAGGAGACAGAAGAAGAUGACCUCCCUAAACCAGAGUUCAAACCCCCACCAGUUGCACCCAGAGAAGAGAAUAGGACAGGAGUCAAUAAGAAGACAUACUUUGUCUGCAAUGAUCCCGGCAAAUCCUGGAUUAAGCUUCCCGCUGUGACGCCAGCUCAGAUCACCUCAGGCAGAAAGAUCAAGAAAUUCUUCACAGGAAGGCUGGAUGCCCCGGUUGUAAGCUAUCCUCCUUUCCCUGGUAAUGAGGCCAACUACCUAAGAGCCCAGAUUGCCAGGAUCUCAGCUGGAACCCACAUCUCACCCCUUGGCUUCUACCAGUUUGAUGAAGAUGAAGAAGAGGAGGAGGAAGGAGAGGCCCGUGACCACUUUGUUGAGAAUGUGGAUUUUGAGGGAAUUCCUGUCCGCGAGUUAAUUGAUGCCAAUUUGUCCAACUGGGUGCAUCACGUACAACACAUUCUGCCACAGGGUCGAUGCACAUGGUGGAACCCGGUUCAGAAAUCAGAGGAUGAUUUUGAGGAUGAAGAUGAGGAGGAGGAGCGUGAAGAGCCCGAUGAGCCUGAACCUGAGGUCGGACCUCCACUCUUAACCCCUCUGGCUGAGGAUGAAGAGAUCGCUGGCAUGUCCCCCUGGACCCCUCGUCUGUCCUCCAACCUCAUCCCCCAGUACUCCAUCAGCGUCAUGCACUCAAACCUAUGGCCUGGAGCUCAUGCAUUUGCCUUUGAGAAGAAAUUUGAGAAUGUGUACAUUGGGCAUGGCCACAAGUAUGCCCAGGACAAUUACAGCCCUCCUCCCCCACCUGCAGUUCAGGAGGAGUUCCCUAGCGGCCCUGAGAUCACUGAGGCUGAGGACCCCACCCCAGAGGAGGAAGCAGCACUGCGGGCAGCCCAGCAGGAGGCUGCAGAAGCAGCAGAGGAGAUGGAAGAAGCAGAGGAGGAUGAGGAGGAAGAUGAUUAGACUGUUGCUUGGCCAAGUUUAGCAGGGCUACUUUUGAGGAAAUGAUUUCAUGGGUUUAAUGUUUAUACAAGUACUACUUUCAUUCGAGACUUUAAUUUUCAACCAUUAUUUUCAUAAAUAAUAUGAUCUUAAUUUAGGCUUCUCUAAAAUUUUGUCUGACUGGAAACCUACCUAUUUAACUGGCUGAUGGUUUUAACAGUACUUUUAUGUUUUUAUAAGCAGGUGUUGUUUGCAAGGACAAAUGUGAAAUUAUAAAUCAAUGUCCAGACCCAUGAGAGAUUUGCUCUUAGUAUUGAACAGUAUUGACAACUGAUAACAUUUAAGCAUUGGCAUUCCAAUUGUUAUUAUCCCGCUUAAGACAUGUCAGUGAUUGAAUCAUUCCAUUCAUAUCAUCCCCUCCUAAGUGUGAUAUUUCUUCCAGAGACAUUGCCUUCUGUACAGUAUUUAUGUUACCUGUUUGUAUUAAAAUGAAGUUCUGCAUACUUUUCUAUCCCCAGUGUAAAGUGCCAACAUUCACAUGUUUUCAUUGUAAUUUAAUUGUUCUCUUCUCUGGAGCACAUGUGGAUGUUUGUCUUCAUGUUGUCCUUGUACAUACUGAAUUUGCAAUAUUUCCUAAAUGUGUUUAUUAAAAGGUAAAAUGAAAUUGCAUAAUCAUCUGUAGAUGACAUAUUUGAAAGUGAAUUGUAUACUUUUAGUGGAAAAUAUAUAUUUAUGCCAAAUAAAUUGUGUCUAUACAA